AAGCGCUACACGCAGUCGCAGAAGGACGUCAUGGCCCUCUACCGCCGCGGCCUGCGUGCUAUCCGGAGCAAACCAGAGGCAACGCGCCCCAACUUCCACGCCUAUCUGCGCCACGCCUUCCGGCAUCCAUCCAUGGGCGGCGGCGUGCGAGCGCGCGACUUCUCGGCCAUCGACUACCUCAUGCGUCGCGGCACUCGCAUGAUGGAGGAUGUGUUUGAGAGCCGUGGCGUCAAGGACAUUGGCUUGCCG
Messenger RNA from Tilletiopsis washingtonensis, 249 nucleotides. RefSeq lists its product as hypothetical. The transcript is spliced from 2 exons. Lineage: Eukaryota; Fungi; Basidiomycota; Exobasidiomycetes; Entylomatales. The annotation marks the transcript as partial. The record is from RefSeq and is a predicted model, not a curated record.